Molecule: messenger RNA, 1707 nt
Organism: Apodemus sylvaticus (European woodmouse)
Lineage: Eukaryota; Metazoa; Chordata; Mammalia; Rodentia; Muridae
Gene: Sfr1
Product: SWI5 dependent homologous recombination repair protein 1
Exons: 4
Coding region: 104-1183 (359 amino acids)
Biological process (GO): double-strand break repair via homologous recombination; positive regulation of DNA-templated transcription
Cellular component (GO): Swi5-Sfr1 complex
Source: RefSeq, a predicted model, not a curated record
CCAAUCGCGCGUCUCUCCUCCGGUGGAGCUCCGCCCCCGGGGCGAGGUCAGCGUGCCGCGGGCGCUAAGCUGGUUGUGUGUACGCUGUUUCUGUGCUGUGAGCAUGGCUGAGGAAGAAGGAAAUCAGGAGGUCACUUCCAAGAUGAAAAACUCGUCAGAUUCAUUGUCAACUUCACCUGGCGCUCCUCAGACCAGUGAGAAUCCACCAUCAUCCCAGACUUCACCUGACACUCCUCAGACCAGUGAGACUCCACCAUCACCCCAUUCGAAUAGUUCAGGAAAACAACUUCUGAGUGGAACACCUAAAGAAAGACUAAAGAAAGCAAGAUCUUCCUCUCUUUCUUUUUGUAGUGUGGUAAAACGUAUUAAGAUAGAGAAUGAAGAAAAUGAUAAGACCCUUUCAGAACCAGGAGACUCUUCAAAAGAAAAUUGUUCAAAGGUUCAAGAAAGCUUGAAAAACAAAGACGUUGAGCCUGAAAAAGACAUUGAACCUGAGAAAGACAUUGAGGUUGAAAAAGACAUUGAGGUUGAAAAAGACAUUGAAGUUGAAAAAGACAUUGAUGUUGAAAAAGACAUUGAGGUUGAAAAAGACAUUGAGGUUGAAAAAGACAUAGACAUUGAGGUUGAAAAAGACAUUGAGGUUGAAAAAGACAUUGAGGUUGAAAAAGACAUCGAGGUUGAAAAAGACAUCGAGCCUGAAAAAGACAUCGAACCUGAAAAAAACAUCAAGCUUGAAAAAGACAUUGAGCCUGAAAAAGACAAUGAGUCUGAAAAAGACAAUGAGCCUGAAAAAGAGAGCUCAGAGAAUAAAAAUACAUGUGAAUCUAAGUCAUCUGAUACUGGAUCACCUAGUGCCCCCCAAAAAGAUUCUGAGACUAAGACGGCCAGACAAAUUUUAAAGGAAGAAAAAACAAAAUUGAUUAGGCAGGUUCAAGAGAAGGAAGACCUUCUUCGGAGGUUAAAGUUAGUCAAGAUGUAUAGAAUAAAGAAUGACGUGAAGGAGUUAGAGGAUUUAAUAAAGAAGUGGAGGAAAUGUGGCCAGCGGCUGCUGUGUGAGCUGCAGUCGAUCAUGUCCGAGGAUGAGGACGAGAAACUGACCCUCACCGAGUUGAUUGACUACUAUGGGAUAGAUGAGAAAGUGUUGCACUAUAAUAGACAAGAAGAAGAAUUUACAGGGGUUUGAUACUUUUUUUCCAGGCUUUCCUCCCCUCCCCUUCUCUUCUUGGGGUGAUGGGAUUAUACCCAGAGCCUCAAAAAAUGUGCUCUGUUCCUGAGCUGUACACUUGGCCCCUUUACAGAAUCUCUUUGAGAAUGGCAUUGAAAAGAAAAAAGUUUUAAAGGGAAAAAAAAAUCUAAACUGUUAUGGCUUAGUGGGAGAAAUGUUGAACAGUUCGGAAUAUUCUGACACAAAAUUAUAAGACAAAGCUUAGUAUUUUGGAUAUGUUCGCUUAAGAAAAUAUUUAAGUAUAAAAAGUUAAAAUUGUGUUAAAAAGGAUGUUUGGAUAGUUCUAGAAACCAGGCUUAAUACAUUGAUUUUUGGGGGCAAAAGGUUUUAUAUUCAGUAUUAAAAAGUAAUCUGUUGGACAUCUAAACCUCAGGGGGCAGACAUGUAACCUGCCCUCCUGAGUUUAUGGCCCUGUCCUCAUCUGUUCAACAUGUCUGCCUGCUAAUCUAGCAACUAAUUAAACUUACUUGUCUACAAUUGUC